UGAUUAUGCCUUCCUAAUUCGCUGUUUCUGAUCGUUAACUUUUUGAUUUUAAGAAACCUCAGAACAACUCAGAUUCAGAAGAAGAAUAGCAAUAAUAAUAGUUGCUCUUGCAAAAUGGUUACAAAGAAACCAAAAGACAGAAAAAGUUUUUGGAUAUUGAAGCCAUAAAAUAAGAGCUAAACAAUAGACCAUAAAUAGAUUAUGAAAAUACUCCCAAGGUUGGUAAAAAGCCAUCUCGAUUGAUGGCUAAAAGUCUGCCUAAUUUUAUAUUUCCUACUUCUCCAGUAUUGAUAGAAUAAUUGCAGAUGGUUAGAGCCAUCAGAUUGAUGAAAGAGCAAGUUCCACCUGAGGUUUUGAAUAAGGUUUACUCUGAAUUGAGGUAAUUUUGCUUUAUAUUUUAGAUAUUUAUAUGUUCCUGCCAACUCUGCAGUUUAUAGGUAAGGAGACCAAAAUAAAAAAUAUUACAUCAUCUUGGAUGGUAAAUGUGUGGUCAUGAAACCCAGAGAGAAAAUGGUUGGUUCUAAAAAGUUAGAGCAGGAAUUAGAGGGCAAGGCUUAAAUAUAGUUGAUGCGAAGGAAUGAUCCUGAUCCCUAUGGUUUGAAGAGUGCAUUCCCAGAUUACAUCAUUCUUAAAGUCUUAAUAAAUGGAGAGUAUAGUUUUUAUUAAUUAAAGUGCUUUCGGCGAGGCAGCAAUCAAAUUGGAUAUAGCAAGAUCUUCUACAGUGUUUGCCAUUGAAAACUCGCAUCUUUUGUUUUUGAGUGAACAAGCCUAUAUUACUCUUCUUGAUCCCUACUUAAGUAAGUCUUUGGAUGACAAAAUAUUGUAUUUCACCCAAACCCCAAUUUUCAAGGAAGUGGAGUUUGAAUUAAAUGAAAUUAUGGGAAUCCUAUUAGAAUGUCAUCAAAUCACGUAUAAAGCAUCAGAAAUUCUCUAUGAAGAAAAUGAAAGAUCCAAUCAUAUAUAUUUCAUCAUUAAUGGAUAAGUUGAAUUGUCAAAAUAAAUGAAUUCUAAACAUCUAGUUCUCUCCUCUUAUGGUGAAAAUCAGCAUUUUGGAGAUGUCGAAGUCUUCCACAAAAUACCAAGAUUUACAAGAGCGAGAGUCAUAUCUCCUAGACUCAUUGUAUAUAAAAUUAGACAAUCUAAAUUCUUUGACAACUUAGGCAAUAUACACAUUUAUGAAAAUUUCAAAAGCACAACUAAAGUAAUAUUUAAACAUUGGACUCUUAUUUAUCAAACUGCCAAGUCUCAGAUAGUCUAAAAGGAUGAAAUCUAUCAAGCAGCUUAAGAUCAAUUAACUAAUCGAAGGAAUGAUGCUUCUAAAAAGAUUGUCAAUAAAAAGAUCAUUGAAGUCUAGGGUGAUAAACUCAGUCAAGUCAAGGUUUUUUAAAAUCUAGCUGAAAGCAAUUUUUAAGAUGUUAACUCAAUUGGAAAUUCUCCUAAUAAAACCAUUUUAUAAAGGGUUUAUAGUAAUGCUCUCCAACAAUAUUAAGCAAGAUUGCUUAAAAAACCUUAACAAACUCAAUGUAACGAUGAUCAUUGCAUCAGAAGUCAAAAAGAAAAGUAAGUAUCUUUUUCUUAAUGAAGAACAUUUUCCACCGAAAGAGCUAGUCCAGGUAGAAAAAAUAGCUAGUUGAAUCUUAAAUUACCUACAAUGAUGUCCAAUACAUCAUCCAGUUCAAAAGUAGAUUUGAAUUAGGUUUUUGAGUCAAUUAGUAAAUUGCCAAGAAUUCCAAGAGAUAAUCUUGUCCUCUCUUUGAUGUACCAAUAAGCAUACAAGUCAGAGAAUCCAGAAAAAAAGGCCAAAUAGAUUUAAUAAGUUAUUUAAGCUUCAUUUCGGAAUGUCAGACGAGAUUUUGAAUCGAAGGAGAAAGUUGUUUCUAAUUGGAAAUAUAAAUCUGCUGAUUCAAUUAUUAAGAAUCUAAAAUUAAGUGAUGCAAGUGAAGAAAAGAGACUUAAGGAAGACUAUAUGAAUUUUGUCUAAUCUAAAAGACUAUCUUGA
Molecule: messenger RNA, 1999 nt
Organism: Paramecium octaurelia
Lineage: Eukaryota; Ciliophora; Oligohymenophorea; Peniculida; Parameciidae
Source: the annotation of a GenBank genome assembly